AUGAAACACCAAGAAAACGGUACAACUUCAGUAAAAACGCCCACAUUUUCGCAGAUCCUCAAACUCCAACGCGACGCGUCUGCUCUCAGAGCAUUUAUCGUGACUCUCAAGCAAAGUAACACACAGGAACGUGAACAAUUGCUAUCAUCUGUCGUCGACAACGAUGGAAAUGUCAGCUUGCCAGUUUCAGUAGAUGAGACUCUUCCAACAGAAACCCAGGUUUCCUCAAUUGGUCUGUCUUCCCGACCCGCAAUUGCAUCCGACGAUGAGCUAGACAUUGCCAGCUUUGUAUCUGUUGACGACUCUGGUGAGACCAACAGCUUUGGUCCGACAUCCGCCUUGUAUAAUCCAGCAAGGAAUGGUUCCAACAAUAGCAAGCAAUAUGACUCAACAUGGACCGAGAAUGUCAAGAAUAGCUUGAUAGCAAAUGCUGCUCUGCAGAGGCAUUUAGAACCUGCUGUUAUGCGCGAUUUGCAAUGCUCGGGUCAGUACUGCUCCAUCUUUAUGCUCAACGCCAUCUUCGCCUGCUGCAGCAAGUUCUCGCCUCGUCCAGAGGUCAGAGAAGACUAUGGAGAUCCAUCAAGCGCCGGUCUUCAGUUUUUCCAUCGUUGCGACGAGCUUCUUGCAAAAGAUUCCCUCCUAAUGCGACCGCACAUUACAACAAUCGUGGGACUUCUCUUUCUGGGCUCAACAUACGUCGCUCGUGGAGAGACAUCGAAGGGAUGGUUGUAUACUGGUUAUGCCCUACGAAUGGUCUACGAUUUAGGUCUCCAUCUAGACCCCAAACAGACGACAGAUCAGCCCGAGGAGAUAGAAAUCAAGAGACGGGUGUUCUGGGGCGCCUUUGUCUGUGAUAAGCUUCAGAGUCUAUACCUAGGUCGACCUGUGGCCAUCAAUCUUUGCGACUCCCAGGUAUCACGUGAGUUUCUUGACUUGUACGAAGAAACAGAACCGUUUCGCAUCCCCAACUUGGCAUCAGAAUCCACCCCUGGCUUGCCAAAGGAUAUGGAUGAUAUGGUUCCUAGGUAUUCUGUAUCGACUUUCCAACAAUUAUGCCUCUUGUCUAAGAUAAUGACGACCAUUAUCAAUCGUUUCUAUGUAGUCGGAGCCACAUUCUCAAACGCCCAAGACAGUCUUCUGAAAAUCGAGCAGGCGUUGCAGAAGUGGCGAGAAGACUUAGCUCCCGAGCUUGACUUCCAGCCCUGGAACUCUGCGAGCGCACGAGCCCAGACGCCGAACAUCAUGGUUCUACACAAUCUGUAUUACUCCCUUAUUAUUUUGGUUCAUCGACCAUUUAUAUCGGAUGGACAUCUUCGCUCAACCGGAACACCCUCUCGAUCCUGGGAGCAAUGUACAGACGCAGCUCGGUGUAUUACACGUAUAGCAUUCGUUUACAAGUUGACUUAUGGACUCAGCGGGGCUCCUUAUGUCCUGGCAUAUACAGUCUACGUCGCGUGUACCAUACAUGUUCGCAACGCGGCCUCCCAAAGCCACAAGGAGGACCAUCUGGAUCUAUUGAACAAGAGCUUAACAUGCUUGGAUGAACUUUGCAUUGCGAAUCCAGGUGUUGCAAAGCCGGCCAACAGUAUCAGGCGCCUGAUUGAAGCCAAUCGCCUGGACCUGACAGUUGUGCUGGGAGCAACAACACCCGGAGACUCAUCGUCCGAUAUUUGUGGGUCACGGAGAAUGAUUGUCCUGGUGUCAUUACCCCACAUUUUUUCCAACAUGUCUCGUCUCCCUCAGAACGUCGACGUCUUGAUCGUGGGCAGUGGCAAUGCUGGAUUUGCAGCAGCUCUGUCUGCGGCCGACAACGGAGCCAAGAACAUUUUACUCAUAGAUAAGUGUCCCGAAGAAUGGGUCGGUGGCAAUUCUUAUUUCACUGCUGGCGCCUAUCGUAUCGCCCAUGGCGGUCUCAACGAUCUGUUGCCGUUCGUCAACAACGUUUCCCACGAGCAAGCGGGAAAAAUCGACCUUGCGCCCUACACCGAGAAAGAUUUCCAGGAUGAUAUGAAUAGAGUGUGUAUGGGACGUUCAGACCCGGAGCUGGCCAGGACGCUUAUUGAAAACUCCAAUUCAACUAUCAAAUGGCUUGCUUCCAACGGUAUUCGCUUCCAACUGUCUUUCAACAGACAAGCAUACGAGGUUGAUGGGAGGUUCAAGUUCUGGGGAGGUCUUCACAUCAAGACUCAAGAUGGAGGCAAGGGUCUUAUUGAAGACUACCUUGCCGCGAUCAAGAGACGGGGCAUUCAGGUUUCAUGGUCAACAGCGCUCACAGGACUGCAAAAGCUUGAGAAGGACGAUAGCUACAACGUUCAAUUGCUAGCCAAUGGUCGCGGAUGUUCUUUGAACGCUAGCGCUGUUGUAUUGGCUGCCGGAGGAUUUGAGUCUAACCCUCGGAUGCGAAGUCAAUUCCUCGGUGCUGGUUGGGAUAUGGCCAUGGUGCGUGGAACACCUUACAACACCGGGGAUGUUUUAAACCUGGCCAUCGAACAAUUGGGCGCGAAAGCUGUCGGAAACUGGUCCGGAUGCCAUUCCGUUGCCUGGGACGCUAAUGCUGACCCAAAUACUGGCGACCGAGAAGCCUCCAACGAGUACACCAAGUCGGGUUACCCCCUGGGCCUUAUGCUGAAUGUUGAUGGCCAGCGUUUUGUCGACGAAGGUGUUGACUUGAGAAAUUACACCUAUGCAAAGUUUGGUCGGGCUAUUCUCCAGCAGCCAGAACAGCUUGCCUUCCAGGUUUGGGAUUCAAGAACCAUUGACUGGCUGCGAAUGGAGGAGUACCGAGAGGAGCGUGUCGAACGUAUUUUUGCAAAGUCAAUCGAGGAGCUGGCGCAAAAAUGUGCCGAGCUUGGACUUCGAAAUACAGCAGCAUUCGUUGACACAAUCCAAGAGUACAAUGAAGCAGUCUACGCGCAUCGUCAAGAAAACCCCGGCGCCAAAUGGGACCCAGCCAUCAGAGACAAUGUCUCAACUCAAUCUUCAAAGAAGAAGCUGGCUUUGGCCAAGUCCAAUUGGGCUUUACCCUUGGAUCAGGGUCCUUACAUGGCAGUAAAGCCCCUUGCACGCACACAUGACCAAAUAAUGGCUGGACUUCAACCCAACAUUUGGGCUGGCGUCGCCAUUCCUUGGCUUGCAGCGAUGUGCUCACUUUUUAUGCGUCGUUCAUAUUCGCAACAGGCUACUGCAGCAUCAUGUUGGAAUGGACGUUGCACACGUACCUUGGCGUCAAAAUACCCAACUCAAUAUCCACAGAUGAAAAGGAGGCGAUUUUGCAACAAGCCCGGUUCCUUAGCUUCUUGA
Molecule: messenger RNA, 3300 nt
Organism: Fusarium poae
Lineage: Eukaryota; Fungi; Ascomycota; Sordariomycetes; Hypocreales; Nectriaceae
Exons: 8
Coding region: 1-3300 (1099 amino acids)
Biological process (GO): DNA-templated transcription
Molecular function (GO): DNA binding; zinc ion binding
Source: RefSeq, a predicted model, not a curated record